Messenger RNA from Bombina bombina (fire-bellied toad), 1425 nucleotides. RefSeq names its product chromosome 2 C9orf85 homolog (gene C2H9orf85). The record is from RefSeq and is a predicted model, not a curated record. The transcript is spliced from 4 exons. Bases 23 to 541 code for a protein of 172 amino acids. Lineage: Eukaryota; Metazoa; Chordata; Amphibia; Anura; Bombinatoridae.
ACAAAAAUUAAACUCGCCAAAAAUGAGCUCACAGAAGGGAAACGUGUACCGUUCGCGACCCCAGAAACACAAAAACGUGACCAGUUUUAAAAACGACAAGUACAACAGUAGCAGUUCACGGAUCAAGAAAAUCAACUCAAAAUUACAUGAUGGAGUUUGUCAGCGCUGCAAGGAGGUGCUAGAAUGGAAAGUUAAAUACAGCAAGUAUAAGCCACUUUCUCAACCUAAAAAAUGUGUCAAAUGUCUACAGAAGACUGUUAAGGAUUCAUACCACAUAAUAUGCAAACCGUGUGCCGUAAAACUAGACAUCUGUGCCAAGUGUGGAAAAAAUGAAGAAAUUGUUCUUCCAAUUACAAAAGAAUCACAAGCACCACCUACUGAAUCCCCAGCUCCUGAUUCAGAAAACAAUGAGGGGGAGGAUUCAGAAAACAAUGAGGAGGAUGAUCUAGAUUUUAAAAUUGAUAUGCAUUCUUCUGAUGAGGAGUUCACUGAAGACCAAACCAGCAAGAAGAAAAUGUGUCAACAAAAGUGUAAAAAAUAGACUCUAAAGUGCUGCUAACAUUAUAUUAUGUUAUAAUGUUGUAACAAUAUAAGAAUAACACAUUUAUAUCCAAAUAUCUUUUUUCCCCCCACAAACCAUCAAAUGUAGCUUUAUUAAACAAAAAAGCCAGUGUUUUUUCUUUAGUUUGAUCUCACAAUCAUAGUGAAGCAAUUCUAUAGAAACCUUUCAGGCCAUCCAAGUUUCUAUGUAUGUAUGGAAAAUAAUGUGUUUUUGAAGCAUAUUUUUUUUGUUCUUUUGUUUCUUGAUGUGGAUUAUUAGUCGCAUGACCAAAAAAUAAUAUAAUACAUUUAAAAAUAUAUAAUCCAGCCUGUCAUUUUCCUAGUUAAAGGGACACUGUACCCAAAUUUUUGUGAUUCAAAUAGAGCAUGCAAUUUUAAGCAACUUUCUAAUUUACUCCUAUUAUUAUAUUUUCUUCAUUCUCUUGGUAUCUUUAUUUGAAAAGCAAGAAUGUAUGUUUAGAUGCUGGCCCAUUUUUGGUGAACAACCUGGGUUGUUCUUGCUGAUUGAUGGAUAAAUUCACCCACCAAUAAACAAGUGCUGUCCAGGUUACUGAACCAAAAAUGGCAAGCUCUAUAGCUUAGAUGCCUUCUUUUUAAAAUAAAGAUAGCAAGAGAACGAAGAAAAAUUCAUAAUAGGGGUAAAUUAGAAAGUUGCUUAAAAUUGCAUGCUCUAUCUGAAUCACGAAAGAGAAAAUUUGGGUUGUGUCCCUUUAAAUAAACAGAUUGCAUUUGGUCUUGUGUAUAGUUCCUAACAGGUUUUUUUUUUUUUUGUGACACAGGUUAUUAACCAUUUCUCAAUUUGUGUUAAUUUAUUAAAAAAAAAAUUAAUAAAGUAAAAUCACAAACAAAUGUAAUAUUUAAUAA